Ananas comosus (pineapple) is the source of this 2655-nucleotide messenger RNA. Its product is annotated as cation/H(+) antiporter 28-like. Bases 1 to 2421 code for a protein of 806 amino acids. Gene Ontology annotation, molecular function: antiporter activity. Gene Ontology annotation, cellular component: endomembrane system; membrane. The record is from RefSeq and is a predicted model, not a curated record. The transcript has 4 exons. Gene Ontology annotation, biological process: proton transmembrane transport; regulation of pH. Lineage: Eukaryota; Viridiplantae; Streptophyta; Magnoliopsida; Poales; Bromeliaceae.
AUGGAUACUGCACUGCUCGCCAAUGCGACCAUCGCGCAGGAGCAGAGAUGUGGCCUGCAGCGCUCCUCCGUCUCGUCGUCGUAUGCGCUUUUCCUAAUGCACAUCGGCUCGAUCUUCCUCGCGUGCAAACUCCUCCAUAUGGUUCUCCGGCGCCUGUACCAGCCGCGUAUCGUCUCCGACUUGAUUGUGGCGCUUAUGAUCGGGAAGGUGCCUUCCCUCCGGUUGACCUUCGGCUUGCCGGUGUCUAUUUUUGUCAAUCAUUGGGAUCAGUACUACUUCGCCGCCUACAUGUUCGCGCUGGGACUAGAGAUGGAUCCUUUCACCGUCUUCCUGUCGCCCACCACCGACAUCAUCAUCAGCUACGGCGGCCUGGUCUCGACGGCGGCCAUGAUCGGCUUGCUCUACCUGAUCCUCCUGCACUUGGACCUCGGCAUUAAGUCCAAGUUGCCGGCGAUUCCGCUCGCCUUCAUCGGCGCCUUCGCCAGCACCAGCUCCCCCGUGCUCACCCGCGUCAUCACCGAGCUCAAGAUCUCCAAGACUGCGGUCGGCCGCCUCGCCGUCGACGCCGGCCUGCACGCGGACAUGGUGGCCACGUUCCUCACGUCCAUCGGGAUAAUGCUGUACGGCCACCGCAGCAAGCAGAUCGUAUGGAGGCUGAUCGGCCUCAUCAGCCUGAUGGGCGUGAUCGCGGUAACGGUGAGGCCGGUACUGAUCUGGAUCAACAAGCGCAACCCCGAAGGGAGGCGAAUGAGGGGCGCCGACAUGGCGGGAGUGGCGGCGAUGGCGUGCGCGCUGUGCGUGGUGGCGGUGAGGCUGCACGGCGACGUCAACAUGGCGGUGUUUCUGGUGGGACUGGCGUUGCCGAGAGAAGGGAGGGUGUCGCGGCUGCUGAUCAACAACAUCAACUACGUGCUCAGCACUGCGGUGCUGCCCCUCUACCUCUGCUACGUCUGCAUCGCCUUGAGAUUUCACGCCCCGGAAGCCGGCGACAAUUCGAACAGCGAUUACAUAAUGGAUAGUCCGAUAUCGUGGGAGAAGCUGGUAGUGGUGAGCAUACUCGGAGCACUCGGGAAGGUCUUGGGGACGUUCGUCGCAGGGCGCUUCAGAGGCCUCAACUGGCUCGAGUCGCUGGCGCUCGGCGUGCUCCUAAAUAUGAAGGGAUACUACCACAUAUACUGUGCAUUUCAGGCCGUGAGUGGAAGGAUGAUCAGCGAUGGAUUGUUCGUGGCGCUGUUCUACGUGGUGUUUGAGACGGUGACGUUGACGCCGGCCGCCGGUUUCGCCAUUGCAACCUGGGCUAGGCGGGGGGUGGAGCGGCGGAUGAUGAUGGGGCUUCAGUUCGUCAGUCCGACGAGUGAGUUGCGGAUAGUUAUGGGGCUCCACGGGGUGGAAAACAUCCCGAUGGCCGUGAAGUUUAUAGAGGCCAUGAGGCCGGAGAUGGGACCGGAAGAUUUGGUGGUCUACGCAGUCGACAUGGUUGAGAUGACCGAGCGAGCAGCAGCAACCUUGGUGAAAGGGGAGGGGCCGGAUGCGGUAACUGUCGGGGACGAGGCCAUCGCGGCAAUGCGGAAGGAGAUUGGCGAGGCUCUCAUCGCGUACCAACAGGAGAACGGGGACGGCCUGAAGAUCCGGCGCCUGCUUGCCGUCUCCUCCUUCUCCGACAUGCACAAAGAUAUCUGCAGCUGCGCUACGGAUGUCGGGGCAGUGGUCAUUGUGCUGCCGUUCCACAAGAAGCAGAAGAUGGAUGGCUCGAUGGAUAACGGGCACUCAGGAUUCAGACAGGUUAACCAAAAGGUUCUUCAACAUGCGCCGUGCUCGGUGGGCAUCCUGGUGAAUCGGGAACUAGGACGAGUAAAUAGAUUCUCAGUAUCAGAAGCAACACAAAAUGUGGCAGUUAUCUUCAUCGGUGGAGCUGACGACCGUGAGGCGCUAACUCUAGGUGCGCGUAUGUCCCAGCACCCUGGCAUACGCCUCACCGUCAUCCGCUUCCUCCCUGAUGACGCAGCACAUGCCCGUGCAUCUGCUCGAACGAAGCGCGGGCACAGCAUUUUGGCCACUGCUUCAGAAGAGGAGCUUCAGAUGCAAGCAGACGACCAAUACUUUGCAGAGUUCUACCAACAAUAUGUGGCGAAUAAGAAGGUGGGCUACAUGGAAAAGCAUGUCACCGACGGCGCAGAGCUGGUGUUAGCCCUCAGGCCGCUGGAGGGGCAAUACCAACUCUUUGUGGUUGGGCGGGGAGGAGACCGUUCCUCGCUGAUCACGAAUGGACUGAUUGAGUGGGCGGAAUGCCCCGAGAUCGGGCCCGUCGGUGACGUCAUUGCCUCGACGGAGUUUUCAAAAACAGCAUCUGUUCUCAUCAUUCAGCAACACGAUAUUAGGAAGCGUUUUAAGGUCAUAGAUGACGAGUUCAUGCCCUUAUGAAGUAGACCAAUGAGGUUAAACUAAUCUCAUAUGGAUUGGUAUUUGGGGGUGGGAAUCAAAUGUUAAACCCCAAGUACCUUCCUCUCAAAAAAAAAAUUUGUUAAACCCCAAGACCUUUUUUCUGACUGUAAAUUAGCCCCUUAGAUUUAUCCAGUAAUAAGAAAAAUAUAUCAUCAACUCAGAUCAAUUUUCGUUUGUUCUUUUUGAGGAAUACUACAUUCACUCUCGACUUUC